Molecule: messenger RNA, 1108 nt
Organism: Mya arenaria
Lineage: Eukaryota; Metazoa; Mollusca; Bivalvia; Myida; Myidae
Product: arylalkylamine N-acetyltransferase 1-like
Exons: 2
Coding region: 158-853 (231 amino acids)
Molecular function (GO): N-acetyltransferase activity
Source: RefSeq, a predicted model, not a curated record
AACCUUGAAGAAGGUUGCACUGUUUUCAAUGUAGGCAUCUUCACACGAAUGACUUAACGUUGUGUAAAUUAAUGCGAAUCUCCAUGUAGUUGCCACAAUUCACGGGUACUUCUCGUUUUGUUACAUAGUUUAACAUCCUUGAAGAAUUAAUCCGGAAAUGGGAAUUUGUGAUAAAAUCACGCUUGAGGUUGCACAGAAGACUCUUGACACUAUUCGAGAAAGUCUUGACACCAAAGAGUUCAGGUUUGAAAUUAUCACACCAGAAAAAUACGAAGAAGCAUAUGACGUCAUGGGUAACAAUUUUGUUCCAGACGAACCGAUCAGUAAAUCCAUUGGUGUCGUUUGGGAUGAAGACUUUGAAAAACUUACUUACAUGAAUUUAAUCGAUAAUAUCUCGUUGGCAGCGAUUUCAAGAGAAACGAACGAAAUGAUGGGCGUACGAAUUUCGGGUUUCUGGAGGAAAUCUGAUGGACUUACGGACCUAUCCUGGAUGAAAGAGGGAGGUGGCACAAAGAACCUGUUCACGUUUAUAACUCACAGGGAAGCUGAACUGGAUUUCUUUAAUCGUUACAACGUCGAGGAGGCGUUUCAUUUCUUUUGUCUGAGCGUAAGAGAAAACUAUCGUCAUCAUCAUGUCGGUGAACAUUUGCUACAAGGAGCAACGGAAUUCGCGAAGGCGUUGGGAUUUCCAGCGGUUAAAGGAGAAGGCCCCUAUUCCCAACGCAUCUACGAGCACAGUGGGUUUCAAAUUGCCAUGACAUUGCCAUAUGAUACGUACUUUGUAAACGGACGCGCGAUUGCUGAGGGCACCGGGGACAUUAAGAUGACCAAAGUCUAUGUUAAGAAAUUCUGAUUGCAUGUGUUAUAUACACAUGGGAUGAAACAUCAUUAGAAUCCAAUACAGGGUUAUACAUAUUUUUUGUCUUGUAUAACCAGGUACAUAUGCACUUUUAUGUAUAGAUAACGGACAAAUACUAUGCUUUAAAUAGGAACCAUGCUUCCUUUAGUUCGUAUAGAAAUAUACAUAAACUCUUAAAAAUGUUCUUGAUAGAACCUUAAUACUUUGAAUAUUUUUUAAUCAUGAAACAGGACAAAAUCAUCAGGGAGC